Messenger RNA from Tauraco erythrolophus (red-crested turaco), 314 nucleotides. NCBI's taxonomy places the organism in Eukaryota, Metazoa, Chordata, Aves, Musophagiformes, Musophagidae. The record is from RefSeq and is a predicted model, not a curated record.
GGACCUAUUUCGCAAGAGAUGCAUCGUAUUCCAGUCGUUUCUGCAAAGAGGACAUGAAGCACGGAGAUACUUUUCAAAUUCACGGGGUGAACCUGCAGCCUCAUCUGCAAAGACCAGACAAAGUCAUGUUUCUUGCCCGUGUGUUAACUGGUGACUAUAUCAACGGUGACUCAAAAUACAUGAGGCCUCCUUCCAAGGAUGGAAGUUUUGUGAACUUGUAUGACAGCUGUGUGGAUAACACCUGGAACCCCAAAAUCUUUGUGAUCUUUGAUGCCAACCAAAUCUACCCUGAGUACUUGAUAGAAUUCUGUUAA